GAGUACGCGUCCUCCUCCUCACAUCACGGUUCACAGGAACGCAUCCGGCAGCCAAUUCACUCCCAUUUCUCUUAUCCUCUCCCACUAGGAACCCUAGCCGCCGCCCGUCGCCCACCCGACGCCCCAUGCCCAUGAGAUGUGAGCCGGUGAUGGCCGCCGCAUCGAGGCGUGCGGCGUGCCCAUGCCGACGAAGAUCGGCGCCCCGAGCCCCGACCCCAACCAGUGGAGACCGGCGCCCCAUGCCGCCGUCCUCGACCCUCCGUCAGUCGCUCCACUGCCCACGACACGGCCGUCCGCCGCCGGUGACGACCGCCGCAUCGAGGCGCGCGGCGCGCCCCUGACCGAUGAAGAUCAACACCUCGAGCCAAGGCCCCAACCAGUUGAGACUGGCGCCCCAACCAGUUCAAAAAAGACAAUUGAAGAAUUUGGGGACAAGGUGAAGGGAAAGCACAAGGUCCAUGGUGGUGCCGAAAUUGAUUUGUUUGAUGUCAAGUACUAUGUUAUCAACUACUAAGUGAUGGUUGUCUGCUGUUUGCUGCUUGUCGAUUCCAAUAUUCCAUGGGCUGUUGUUGCUUGUGAUCUUAUUACUUUCUGUCAAAUAUAAAUGGUGUUGCUUGUUGUCUUCUCACUUUUUGUCAAAUGUAAAUGUUGUUGCUUUUUAACUUCUUACUUUCUGUCAAAUAUAAAUGAUAUGCAUACAUGAAUCUUGUUGCUGGAACAUAAA
Messenger RNA from Triticum aestivum (bread wheat), 724 nucleotides. RefSeq lists its product as uncharacterized. Lineage: Eukaryota; Viridiplantae; Streptophyta; Magnoliopsida; Poales; Poaceae. Bases 182 to 514 code for a protein of 110 amino acids. The record is from RefSeq and is a predicted model, not a curated record. The transcript is spliced from 2 exons.